UAUAGGUGGUUUAUGUUAUAACAUUGUCCAUAGGCUAAUUGAGUUGUUAUUGAAGCAUGUCAAAUUCAAAGACAAAAAAAAGUGGUGGGCGGCAAAAGAUGGAGAUGAAGAAAAUGAGCAAUGAGACGAACCUCCAAGUGACAUUUUCGAAGGGUCGCAGUGGGCUAUUCAAGAAAGCGAGUGAACUUUGCAUUCUGUGUGGCGCUGACGUGGCACUGAUUGUGUUCUCUCCUGGGGAGAAGGUCUUCUCCUUCGGCCAUCCGAACGUGGAUGUGGUGAUAGAUCGGUAUCUGGCGCCAGGCCCACUGCCAAACUCAAGCACCAUGCACUUCAUUGAGGCCCACCGCAUUGCCAAUGUGCGUGGCGAGGACUUGGCCCAUUUGAAGAAAGCCAUACGGGCCCAACUUUGGUGGGCCUCCCCGAUUGAGGAGAUGACUAGGGCCCAAUUGGAGCAGUACAAGGUAGCGUUGGAGGAGCUCAAGAAGCGCGUAGCAUGCCUUGUUGAUAGGGCUAUGCUUCAGAGUAUUCCAAACCCUACUCAUCAGCUUUUCCUUUUUCCAGGGGCUUCUUCCUUUCCCAAUCCCAACCUUGUGCAUCAACCACCCAUGCUUCACAACUAUACGAAUCGCCACCAUCGCUUCAAUAACAUGGGAUUCCCAGGAUAUGGAUAUGGAUCUACCGCUGCUUUCUUUUGA
Molecule: messenger RNA, 695 nt
Organism: Cajanus cajan (pigeon pea)
Lineage: Eukaryota; Viridiplantae; Streptophyta; Magnoliopsida; Fabales; Fabaceae
Product: agamous-like MADS-box protein AGL62
Biological process (GO): positive regulation of transcription by RNA polymerase II
Molecular function (GO): protein dimerization activity; DNA-binding transcription factor activity, RNA polymerase II-specific; RNA polymerase II cis-regulatory region sequence-specific DNA binding
Source: RefSeq, a predicted model, not a curated record